Messenger RNA from Prunus armeniaca (apricot), 201 nucleotides. Lineage: Eukaryota; Viridiplantae; Streptophyta; Magnoliopsida; Rosales; Rosaceae. The record is from the annotation of a GenBank genome assembly.
AUGCGUGGGGGGCCGUCGAUUUUCGCUUGGGAGGUGCGCUGCAAAUCCAGCCGCACUUUUAGUCUUCGUCUCACGGAUUUGUGGUCGGGAGAUUUCUCAUCGUUUCUACAGCCUUCGACUCAGACGUCUUCCAUCUUUCUUGCUUGCGAGUUUUUGCAUCCUUUGUCUUCAGGUUCUUGGGUAAUCCCUGAUGCUAUAUAA